AAAGCAUUCAUUAUAGACUAUUUCUAAAAGAAGAAACCAAAAUGUACAGUUCACUUCAAACUUUGCUGAAUUUGUUGUUUAUUGGCCUCACGAUAACCUCUAUAGGCCACAAUACCUAUGAGAUGUGGUUGAAAGCUCUGGAAAAAGCCUGUAAAUGGACCUUAUUUUUUGUCAGAAUCACCUUUAUCACUAUAUCUCUGACUCUGUACAACAGGACUCUGGAAAGCAAGUCAUUUAAAAUCGACACAUAAACACAUCUAUAAAGUGCAGCAGUGUUAAAACUCUUUCCAGGGAUGUUGUGCUGAUUUGAAGGCAUGUACCUUUAACAGGAUCUAACUUCCCCAGUCUGCCUUAAAGAGCCAGGCAUGUGCUGCUGAGGGCCUCCCCCAGUGCUCUCCACAACAAACUGCCUCUCGCCCGUCUUAAGGUGGACCAACACAGAUCCACUGUGUGCAUAGGCUGAGUCCUCUACACACUGGAUAGGAAGGAGUUAAUUCCCACACUCACUGCAGUCUGCAGGGGCUCUCUGAUGGAAGUGGUGGUGGGAGUAAUAUAUGUAUAUUAAUAUUUUUUUCUGAAAUAAAUUUGCUUAAAGUGAUACUGAAAACAUCAUCUAAGUGGUGACUAAUACAUAGACAUAUACAUUUUAGCGUACAGUAGGCCUAUGCAUAACAUCUAGCCUACUUAUGUCAUGUCAUGUUUGGCAUAAUCCCUCACAUGUGCAUACUUUUCAAACUAAUGAGUUGACAUGAAACAUAGAUUAGCGUGUCUAGUUGGCUUCACCUUAUCACUUCAUGUGACUUUGCGCUACUUAAUGUAAUCCUUUAGAAAGGGAUUUACCUUAACACAACUGUUGUAGAGAGAGAGAGACAGGUGAGGCUUGUGGGCUAUUAUUAAUAGUCAAUUAUUUGCUAAACUAAACUUUCUUUUUUUAAAUCUACAUAUGUGAAGACAAGAACCUCCCAUUCAAGCUUUUUUUUGUCAGAAUUGGCACCUGAUAUUUUGUUUUUUUUGCAGGUGACAUCAGGUUGGGAGGCUGCCAAGUAGCCAGCCGGUGCGGUAAUAGGAAUAAGACGUCAGCUUGAUGGCUGUGAGCAUACCUGUAAAUCCAACAGGUUCAACCCUCACUGUGAUGAUCUUUACGAACCACAUCAGAUAUCAGAUUGUACUGCAGCUAGAGGUGGAGUGCUACCGAUGCCAUACUAAAAAGAAACACAGGUACAGCUGAGUUAUCUGGUUUUAUUGAGUUUUUCUUCAGUAAUCUUUAGUUUAUGGGAGAGAUUGUUUUAGCAUUGGGAUAUUGUGUUUUGGUAAUGUUAUGAAAUGACUGUUAAUAGUUGGAAUAGUUGGAUAAUCACCUGCUUGUUUUAGAGAUUUCAAGUAGCCUUGUGUGUAAAGCUUUUUGAAUGCUUUGCAUUAUUAUUGCAAAUGAGAUGCAUUUUUUUUUGCACCUGAAGUUGCAUUUGGGAAUACAAGUCACCUGUAAAAAAUGUUUAUGUCAUGCUGAAAAUAACAUUAUUAAGCAUUAUACUUGUGCUUUAUUGUCUAUUUUAAUCAGUUUUUUCUUUUAUAUCGUGUGAUUUGCAUAUCAUUGAAGUGGCAGCUUAACAUUUGCGAUCAAAAGGUCACAGACAGAUCAGACUGGCUCAUGCUGUGAACCUCCAAGCUGUGUUGUAUUUCUGCUGAGGCAAACCCUGCACAGAUGUUGUGGAGUGAGCAAACCCACUGGAUUAUACCGGGGGAAUCAUUGUCCUUUAUAGGAUUGAAACGCAAGGUUAAUUAUCUGGGAAUCUGUGUGACUCUUCACACCUACCUAACCGCUAAAAUCUUAAGUCUUUUACAAUUAUAUCAAACAGUGUACUGUAACAAUACUGCAUCCUGUUGAUACAGAAUAAGGGUCUAAUUCUGAAGUGGAAUCGUUAUAUUAAUGUAAUCUCUACAGGUGAUGUCAACCUGACUGUUCCUCUCUUUCUUCUAUGUUGUUCUACAGGUUUUGGACGUGAUAUCAAGUGUUAAAAAUGGGGCGUUCAUCUUUGCUCUUCAUUACGCUGUCUCUCUCUUCACUUGGAAGCCUUAUUCAAACUUCACAUUCACUGGACAACUCAGUCCGAAUAACUCGAAGCGCGGGCAGUGAAUUGAUGUUCUACUGGGAGAGCAGCAGUGACUCUGUGGAGGGCAGUGGACUCAGUGUUGACAGUACAGCAUCACAGACACUCGUCUUUCCAGAGAAGUCUGAGCGAGCUGGCAAUGAAAACCAUUCUGAGUCUGGAAUCACAUUAACUACAACACCAGCACUUACCUUGCACCACUCAGCUGACAAAGCUAAUACUUCAAUAACAGGAUACACUCACUCCAGAGUAUACAUGAUCUCAGAGGAAGAAGGCAGCCACAUAAUGACUGAGGAACACUUAAAAGAGAGUCACACAUCCAAAGUAAAUGAAGAUUUUCCGGAUGAUUUGGACAGCCCUAAACUCUUUGUCCAAAACGAUGCGUUAACUCCCACAACGAACCAGAACCUGUCAGGACCUGCAGGCCCCUGUGUGCUUAGUCUGGGUCCUUGUGUAGUUAUUACAAAUGGCACCAAUCUGCUCUGGGAUGACAUGAGACGCACACUGGCAUUUGCCUGGGAGCUACACGUCUUUGGAUCAGCCGGCCUCUUCAUAUUGAUGGCAGCCCUGGCAGUUGUGGGAAUAGUCGGUGCGUGCGCUCUCCCUCAGCCCCUCCGUGACGCCCUGAUUUUGGCAAAUGCUCUCCUAAUCCUGAGUGGAAGCCUGCGUGGCUUCCUCCUUCUACUUGAUCCUUAUGGCACCCGUCAGAUCCUGUCUCGUGCCACGCUGGCUGCGCUCCAUAAUGUUCCUCUGCAGCUCCUCCUGUGGGCGCAGGUUGCCCUCACACUGGUCGCACUCAGAGGGUCUAAAUUAUUACUUUUCCCGCUGAAGCUGCAGCACCAGCACCCGUGGGUGGUUGGAGGGCUGGCUGUAUCACAUUGCACUCCAUUACUUGUAGCAGACCUUUUCUCUCCAACGUUAUCCCCUGCUCUCCCUCUGUUGCUGCAGACCCUCUCCCUCUGCUGGGGCCUCCCGUUCUGCAUGGGAAUCCUCAUCAAGUCUUUUUCUCAUCUACACCCCCACCUCUGGUCUUCUCUGCCUCAGUGGGCUCCUUCACUGAGGAUUGAGAAGCGUGCAAAGCGAGUAACAGCGGUGUGCGCUUUCUUCGGGUUUCUCUGCUUCAGCCUGCAGAUGUAUAGUCUCCUCUGGCUUUAUGGGCUUCUGGGGAACUGGAGGCGCUUUAGCUGGGGCUGGUGGCUCAGCCAGUUUUGGGCCAGGAUUCUUGAGUUAGCUUGGGGAUUUUCACUGCUCGUCCUGGGAUCCUGGAUCUUCUGGACAAAAUGUGGGGGUCAUUCAAGGGGCGAUCAUCAUGGGCAGGACACAAGUGAGGUGCCUACAGCGCCGAACGAGACCAGAUUGUGGGGUCGGGUCUUGGCCAGCAUACAGGAAGGACCACUAAAAAACUCUGAGAGAACCUGGGAGGACCUGAUGCCAAGCAACUGGGCAAAGUAUAACCUGUCUAGAAGAGGUUUCAGCAACAACUUAAUGUGUCCGUUUGACGAUCAGCCAUCCACAGACUACACACCUGAUCCUGUCAGCACUAGCAGCUCUGACUCUCAGGCUGCACUACUGUUGCACAAAGUUGGUGAGCGCGAAUGUGUUCUUUCACUUAUAGAAUUUGACAUGCGGCCUCCGUCUCCCAUUAACCUCAGGCGCAGUAUUGACGACGCCCUUCACCAUGGACAGCUUGUAGCAGAAGGUCUGUUCACAUCUCCACCUCCCUCUUGGACACAAACUACGGCAGACACAGCUGAUGGAAAUGGUGGUGCAAUAACUCUCCCUCCAGCUUAUUUUGGCUACGAUUGGACGUUGGACACAGAGCCUAUUUCUGCGUCCCCGCUGAUACAGCCACUCAGUGUCACAACUGAUUAUAAUGGUAGUGUUGGAUCUCCAGCUGCUGCACAUCAAGGAGAAGAAUUUAACUCAGCAGGGAUGUAUCAGUAUGACUGGUGUGAAGACGAAGUCACAGACCUCUGAGCUGUCUCUUAUGUCAGGAGCACCGUCUAUCAUCUAGCCUCCAUGAAAUGGCACAAUCACAUAAUGUGGACAGUAACGCUCUCGCAAGACUCAUCUAAGCAAUAACUGAUUUACUUAAAAUUGACUUGAAUGUAAUCAAAUUAAUUAAGAUGUGUAUAUUUUGAAAAAUCUUGAAUAUUUCAAUGUUUGUGUUUUCUAGCACAACUUAAUCACCAAGUAAAGUGCAUGGAAAUGAUUCCCAGUGGACAUUAUGAGUAUUUCACAAUUGAUAGAGUUUUAUAAUGUGUGUUGCUAUAUGCCAGUGUUAUAACCAGUUUUUAAUCAGUACGCCUCUCUCUUAUCAGAUUAGUGUCGUAGCUUCUUCACUGAUUAAAAGUCAUGUGCAUUUGUUUGGCUCACCUUUGAUAAUGAGUGAAAGCUGCAUUAUUUUCUUCUGUAAAAAUGAACAUGAUUGUAUGUUUUCAUUGUGUAUAAAAUAAAGUGAAUUUAUAUGAGUUACUUUGAUGAAUGUGCAGAAAUGUUGCAUUAAAACAUUGAGAACUGCAGCUGGAACCAUUUUAUGUGUAGCAAAAUUUGCAAUUCAUAAAUGCACUAAUAUUGUUCUAAUGUUUGAUUUCUCCUUCAAAGGCUACCGACAGUACUCAUAUAUCAAUUUCACUGAAAUGUGUUUUUUGAAAACGUAAUCUUAACUGCCUUUUUAGUUGA
Messenger RNA from Sebastes umbrosus (honeycomb rockfish), 4790 nucleotides. RefSeq names its product proline-rich transmembrane protein 3-like. Bases 2019 to 4085 code for a protein of 688 amino acids. The transcript has 2 exons. The record is from RefSeq and is a predicted model, not a curated record. Lineage: Eukaryota; Metazoa; Chordata; Actinopteri; Perciformes; Sebastidae.